AUGUCAAAUGCUGCUUGUCCUCCUCCUACUCCUCCUCUGCCCAAACGGAGACCAAAUGGCAAGAGCUCUUCUGCUUGUAGGGUUCUUAUGCAAAGUCAAGGGGUUGUUGGGGUUUCUGAUUCUCACUCAGUUAAGUCAACGAAGAUGAUGACUUGGGCACCCUUGUUCAUCAUGCCAUGUAUCAGCCACAGAAAAUCUUUCCCCAUGUAA
Prunus armeniaca (apricot) is the source of this 210-nucleotide messenger RNA. The record is from the annotation of a GenBank genome assembly. Lineage: Eukaryota; Viridiplantae; Streptophyta; Magnoliopsida; Rosales; Rosaceae.